This is a messenger RNA of Dinoponera quadriceps, 4386 nucleotides long. RefSeq lists its product as uncharacterized. NCBI's taxonomy places the organism in Eukaryota, Metazoa, Arthropoda, Insecta, Hymenoptera, Formicidae. Gene Ontology annotation, biological process: siRNA processing; RNA methylation; piRNA processing. The transcript is spliced from 5 exons. Gene Ontology annotation, cellular component: nucleus; cytoplasm. Gene Ontology annotation, molecular function: RNA methyltransferase activity; O-methyltransferase activity. The record is from RefSeq and is a predicted model, not a curated record. The coding region runs from base 78 to 3296 and encodes 1072 amino acids.
AUGGCUGGAGUGUACAGUGCGCGCAGUACGAGAUGAGCUUUUCGUAAGGAGGUUGUCGAAAAAUACGGCCUACGGACAUGUUUCUCGUGGUAUUUCAGAUGCUGUACUUAUUCGGCAAAUACAUUUACAAUAAUUAUCGCGAUAGAAAGGCUCCUUCGAGCGAUGUCGCGGAAGGAGAAACGGCGAAUCAUGUCGUCAACAACGAUAACAGAAUCCAAGUUGAAAUUGAUGAUGCAGAGCUUCUGCCGUUGGAAAUAUCACAGAUUGUGAAAUUCUCGCCACCGGCGUAUAUACAGAGGUAUUUAGCUGUGGCGAAUGUACUCAACGAUCCUAAGUACGGGGGAAAAUUGCGGAAGGUUGUGGAUUUUGGAUGUUCAGAGCUAGGUUUCCUGCCCUACUUGAAAAAUCUUAAAGGAGUGGAGGAGAUAAUCUUUGUCGAUGUGGAUAGAAAUGUUCUGCUACUUAAUAAAGCUAAAGCUAUGCCACUAGUUUCUGAUCACUUUCAGCAUCGACAAAGACCGCUUAAGAUUGAGAUAUGCAUGGGCAGUGUGAUACACAAUGACAAGAAGUUGGAGAAAACUGAUGCUGUGGUGUGCAUUGAAUUAAUCGAGCAUUUGUACGAUCAUGUGUUGCUCACUGUUCCUAUCAAUAUCUUUCAAUACAUCAGACCAAAGGUAGUAGUGAUAACAACGCCAAAUGUAGAAUUCAAUGUACUAUUCCCGAAUCUCGCUGGUGGGUUCAGACACCAGGAUCAUAAAUUCGAAUGGACAAGAAGACAGUUCCAGAGCUGGGCGGAGAAUAUCGUGAGGAAGUACCCGUAUUACUGCGUGAAGUUCCAAGGGAUCUGCUACGGACCCGAAGACACGAAACACUUGGGCGCGUGCACGCAGAUGGCAAUAUUCGAACGGGUCCAGGAACCAAAUAUCAUAGGAAUAGAAGGAGUGGAAGGAUUCUUCGAGACAAUAGAUACAUAUAUUUAUCCCUUCACCGUGGACAAGCGUACGGACAGCCGGAAGGUGUUAGAUGAAGUGUUAUAUUAUGUCAAUUUCUUAGCGCAUGAGAAUGAGGAAUCACCGAACGUGGUUUAUCUAGCUAAGGUGAAGACACUGAUGAAGAAAUAUUGCAUAUCGUUAGAGGUAUUAAAAGACAUUAUGUGUGAACAUGGUUACAUUAUCGAAGAGCGUGAGAAUGGCCUGGCGGUAAUUCUUCCUGACGAAAGCGAAACCGAUGAGAUGUACGUGGAAGUCAACUCGGAAUAUGAUGGAUCAACUAUUGGAUCGGAUCAACUAUUGGACUUGCUAUCUAGCGAAGACGAGCAAUUAGUGGAAGAUUACAGUACAAAUGGAGAUGCUGAAUACGAAAAUGAAAAUUGGAAUAAUGAGUCCAUCAUUAUCUUGGAGAGUCAAGCUGUUCCCAAACAAGAAAAUAGUUAUUUAUUUGAUGGGGAACAUUCAGCAGACCGUUAUCAUCCAUCCGAAGAAAUGGCUGCAGCUCCUGAUAUCAGGUUUCCAAGAAGAAACAAUACGGAAGGACUGAUCGAACAAAAAGUUCCGCGAAAUGCCACUUCAAGCGCGGUGAACGACUUAGUUGAUAAUAUUGCAACGUAUAAUAAUAGCAUAAAAUCCGGUUUGCUGCCGGUUACGUUGGAGGACGUCGAUAUGAAUUUGAGCAGUGUACAGGAUAAUGAUGACGCAAUUUUUCAAUCGUAUUUGUCUAUUUCCCGCUCCUCGACAUCACCAGGUCUUCUAUUUAAUCCCGAAAUGGACGACUCGUUGAUUUCCCAGAAUUUGUUAAAUAACACUUUUAACAAAUCUGAAAUAACGGCAACUACGAUUGGAAAACCUGUGGAAAACUGUUCCUCAAUCGGAACAUUUUUUCUGGAAGAAAAAGACUUUUCAGAUCAUUCACCUUCGAGUUCUCUCGAGGUAAAUUAUAGUAGUAACGUCGAGCUAGAUGACAUUCAGCUAUCGAUCAAUCGAAUCUCAAAAGAUUGCGAUUCAGCAGAGACGGAGUUGCAAAUUAACUUUUACGAUGAGCCACAAUCAACGAGCUCACCUAGAAAAGUACAUUACAUUAAUCCCUCACCUAAGAAAGUGCACGCUACUCAUAGCACUAAGCGGAGCUGUUUGGAAGGUGACGACUUGAUAACCGCAUUGGAGAGUUAUACCGAAUUAAAUUCGCCAGAAACACCCGAGCAGGUUGUACCGGACGUACUAGAAGGCAUUGAUCAAGAGCCUUUGUAUGUUACAGAAACAACUGAUCCGUUUCAGGCAACCUCUGACAAAAAGAACGCCACUUCUAAGCGCGAAACUGACUGUUCGUCUAGCAAUAACUCACAGCGAGAGUUGCGCUUAGAGAAUAAUGUAAAAUCGUGCGGCGACCAAUCUACCCUCGUAGACUCGCUGCAAGAAGACUGCAACGAGGAAAUCGCAGAAAAGGAGAAUCUAAUCAAACAUGAGACUGAUGAUAUCGUGGAUGUAAAAAGAAUAGAAUAUCGCGGGUCAAAAGUAGCGGCUAUGAAACCGCAUAGCGAUGACACGCGUCUGAGAAACGGGAAAAGCGAAGGUCUCGCGAGUGUAAGCGGCGAGAAUUUGUUCCAGGAUUUUUCGAAUAGCAAAUCUUGGAGCAGCAGCGACGAACGCUCUUCGUCAGUGUGUGCCAAAGAGAACAAUGGUUUGGUGGAUAGUUUUAAAUCGUGUGACGAGGAAGAUGUAAGUAAUAAGAUAGUACAGUUCGCGUCACCGCCGAAGAGUGAUACGAAGGACUCUACUUGUAAGGAUGUAAAUACAUCGAGCAGCACCGAGGCUAAACCACCUUCCUCUCCCAGCUUCGAAUCCCCUCCGGAUAGUUGGUCGCACGAGAUCAUGGAUUCCGGUUACCCAAAUUCAGCCUCCGGCCAGGACAUCACGCCGGAGAACGACCUGUCCAGCAUAGCCCAGGAUCAUAUAGCCGACACGGAGGCACCGAGACUUGGCGUUCCGGAGCCGGUCGAGGUGGAGAACGGCGACCUUGCGAACAACAACAGGGACGACGAAGGCAACAACAUGAUGGCUGCGGACGCGAAUGACAUUGAGGGUUUGCAGCCGCUCAUCGAUGUGCUCGAGAACGAUCUCGAGAAUGAGAAUGAUAUCUACGUGUUGGAGAAUGGUUUUCCCAUGUGGCUGCUGAGAAUAUUGGACAUGGCGAAUCCGCUUGACUUCGAUGUGCAACCUCGACGGAAUCUUCAUCGCGAAGUUGCAGAUGUUCACUAUAUGGACCACGACGAAGGUUUCGAUAGCAGUUCCUCCGAUGAAUGAUAACGAUACAUUCGAAGGAGGAGAUGGGGAAUGAUAACGAGCUUGGUGAACAAACAAAAUUUCUUAAUCUUAAUAGUGGAGAAGGGAAGUGAGGAAUAACGAUGGAUAUAUAUGUAUACAUAUGUGUGUGUAUAUAUAUACACAUAUGACCGAGACGGUUCAGUGUAAGCCUACAUAUCACUUUUCGAAGCUCGCGAUAUGGCCUGCGAUGUCAGCUUUAAAGGUAAAGUUACACAUUGAAAGACAUUUUUACUUACAUUUUAGAUAUUCUGCGGACAAACUACAUGUCCUGGAGAAUAGUUCUGACAAAAUUCGAAUAAGUUUGUCGUUUAUUCAAAUUACGUUCCAAUACCUAACUACCUCCUUCUACGCGUAUUUUUUUUUUUACAGCUUUGUUCACAUAUAAUAUUAAAUAUUUCAAUUCGAUUAUAUAAAAUGUAAUAUUUUACAUAAUGGUAAGGCAAAUCUGGUGAUCAUUUGACAGAUAUUUUGCGAUAAAGAUAAUUUAUUAUUUUGUUUUUGUUCUACAAUAAGCUACAAUAAGCAUGUAUAUUUCUUUCCAUUUUCGUACACAUCUUAUUUUUUUCUUGCGAAAUUCAAGAUAUAACUGUAAAAAUUUUGUCACACGGUUUCUUUGUAACAUAACGUAUUAAUUAAUGAAUGAUUAAUAAUGAGGAAAUAUCAUACGUUUCUUUCUCACUGAAAUUUAAAAGUUGAAAUAUCAAAACUUCGUACUUAUUAAAUAUAUAUAUAUAUAUUUUUACUAUUCAACACUUUUUUAUCGAAUUAAUUGACCAGAUGUCGCAAAGUUUCCAAUGGAGUCUUUCAUCUCUUGAUGUAACAUACGAGAGUUUAUUAACAUGUUAAGUUUUUUAAGUACAUUAGAUAGGUCUAAUAUACAUGUAUAUGCGACAUCUGAUACUUAAUUAAAUGUCCUAUCUACCAAGGUGAUAAAUUGCUAAUGUUGAAACUUGUGAUUAUUUGAUAUAAUUUAUUGAAGCUUCCUACAUACCUAAGACUGAAAUUGUAUAUAAUUACGUUCGCGAUGAUGCAAGGACUUUGGGACAAAUAAAUCGAUAUGGAAUCUGGA